Messenger RNA from Calypte anna (Anna's hummingbird), 4198 nucleotides. It is a transcript of the gene RAB11FIP1, whose product is annotated as RAB11 family interacting protein 1. Bases 29 to 3892 code for a protein of 1287 amino acids. The record is from RefSeq and is a predicted model, not a curated record. Gene Ontology annotation, biological process: regulated exocytosis. Gene Ontology annotation, molecular function: small GTPase binding. NCBI's taxonomy places the organism in Eukaryota, Metazoa, Chordata, Aves, Apodiformes, Trochilidae. The transcript has 6 exons. Gene Ontology annotation, cellular component: intracellular membrane-bounded organelle.
GUUCCUUCUCUCUCCGUCUCCCGUCGCCAUGUCGGGCCCGGCCCCGGCCUGGGUGCCCACCCAUGUCCAGGUGACGGUGUUGCGGGCGCGGGGGUUGCGGGCUAAAGCGGCGGCGGGUCAAGGAGGCAGCGAUGCUUACACCGUGAUGGCGCUGGGCCGGGAGAAGUUCUCCACCUCGGUGGCCGAGCGGUGCCAGGGAGAGCCGCUGUGGCGGGAGGAGGCCACCUUCGAGCUGCCGCCGCGUCCCGCCGCCCUCCGCCUCACCGUGCUGCACCGCGCCCUCGUCGGGCUCGACAAGUUCCUGGGACGGGCUGAGGUCGACCUGGCGGCUCUGCGGGCUGAGGGCAGCCGCAGGCACAGCAGGUGGUACAAACUUCGCUCCAAGCCUGGCAAAAAGGAAAAGGAGAGAGGGGAGAUUGAGGUGGAUAUCCAGUUCAUGAGGAGCAACAUGACAGCCAGCAUGUUUGACCUCUCCUCCAAGGACAGACCUCGUUCUGCCUUUGGCAAACUCAAGAAUAAACUCAAGGGGAAGAGGAGCAGUGGCCUCUCAGACACAGCAUCAGCAAUCAUUCCCAGCACGACCCACUCCCCUGCUGACAGUGAAGAUGAGGCAGUGGAGAAGGAAAAGAAGAAAUCCAAGUUCAAAAGCCUCUUUUCCAAAGCCAGCCUGCAGAAGAACUCCCUCUCCCAGUCCCUCUCAGUCCUGCCCACCCAGAACCCCAGCACCCAGAGGGUUCGGCUGCGGCCCAGUGACUUCCAGUCAGAGUGGGAUGAUGAGGAACUCGAGGCCUCUCCUGCCUCAGAAAGAGCCUUUGGAAGUCCCUUGGAGGAGAAGUCCUCCCCUUCUCCUGUAUUUAAAGCUCGUAAAACAGCAACUUUGGACAGCAGGCAGCUAAACCCAGUGACCACCAGCCACACCAAGAGAGAAGGGCUCUCUUUAUUCAGUGGCCUUAAAUCCAAAAGUGAUCCUGCUUCCAAGUCCAGUCUGUGCAUCAAUGGCACCCAUGUUUAUAUGGAAGAGAGCACAGUGAAGGACAACACUCCAGCCUCUUCCCCCUCUCCCCUCAACUUCAGGAGGAAGCAGCUCUUUGCUUCUGAGGAGAACCUGACUUCCAGGUCUCCUAAAGGAGCUGAAGAUCCAGGCAGAACAUCUCCCAUUCCUGCUCCCUCUGGAUCUUCAUCCUUGGAGACCUUUAAAUCCAUGACUUUGCCAUCAUACAGGUUGCUCAGCACUGAAGAGUAUCAGGAAACCAACUCCCCUCUGAGUCUUGAGGUCGUGAAAGAGACCAAAAAACCAGAGCCCAAGAAGCCUCCCUUGCUGUCCCUGGUGACAGGGAAGAAGGAAGCAGCCAGGAGCAACGAUGCUGAGAAUAUUCCCAGCAGGACCCCCCAGGAUGAGGAAAGCAAAAUUCCAGAAGAAAAGAGUGAACACAAACACCUUGCCCCUCCAGCAGAUGUCAGCAGGGGGAAUCCUCCAGAAGAGAGGCAGCAUGCAGGAGGUGUCUUGUCCAGCAAGCAGCCUCCCAAUCCUUUUGAGGAAGAACAGAAACCUGAAAAAACUGCUGCACUGCCCAAGACCAAAGCUGUCAAACCCAGACUGGGCCUGACUUCAGAGGAGGAACCCAAAGCCACCCUUCCUACUCUUGCACCUCAGUCCCUUCCUGCUUUUCUCUCUGUGCACCAGAUCAGCAGUGACAAAAAUCCUUUUCUUUCUAAAAAAGAACAAAAAGCCCAAGUGCCCCAGUCAGAAAACAUCACUGCACCUUCUCCUCCUCUUGCUUGGAGAGGCAAAAACCCCUUCACCCCCCCGUGGGACAGGGCACCCCCAGCCCCCCACCCUGACACUGCUGCCCACUCCCCUUCACCCCCUCAUCUUGCAGCCUCAGCCCCCAAAAAGGGGCAGAUCCCUGCUAAUAACCCUUUUGCUUCUGCCUGGGGGCAGAGCUCUGCCCCAAGGGCUUCCUGCAGCCCACCCCCAUCUCCUCUCCCCCCCUCUGACUCUCAUUUUAAGGACAAUAAUCCCUUUGGAUCCAAGCUGGGGUGGGAAUCAGAGGGGACAACUUCCAAAGCUGUCACUAGUUCUUGCUGCCUGCCUCCUGAUGGGGAGCAGGAACACUCUGGGUCUUUAGGGAACUCUUCAGAUGCAGCUUUACCUGGUGAAUUCCCACCUUUCCUUGGCAUCCUUCCUGACAUCCCUGCUCUGGCUCCAGAGCAGCAGAGGGAUUCUCCUCAACUUGAGGCUGAGACUUCCAUGAAAAAAAGGAAAGGAGGCCAAGGGACACCUGUGUCCCACCUCCUUCAUGGCUCAGAGGAUCCCAGGGCUGGUGGGGAGGGCUUUGAUGGGCAGGAAUGUCAAAUUCCUCCAGGAGGAUCUGCCAAACCCACCUUGGGACCUUGCAAGCUGCCUCCUGGGGAAACUGAGGCAGGGAGAGCUGGAGGGGAGGUGGCUCCCAGGCCAGCACCAAGGACAAAGCACCCCGUGGUCCAUCAGGCUGGUGCCUUAAGUGCUGCUCUGCCUUCUUCAGGCAAAAGUUCCCAAUCUCCACCUGGGUUGGCACCACCCAGUGAGAAAACCUCAGAUCCUGGGGGGUUUCCCCCCCAGGGUGGCUCAGGGGACACUGUCACCCCAGCAGUGACACUGAGAGGCAGCAGGAGCCUGAGGAAUGAGGGUGAGGAUGAGUUGUUUGACUCUCUCAGACAGCUGAAACCUUCCAGCCCUGGCACUGCAGACCCUGGCUUGAAGCUGGCUGGGCUUCCUGCCAUCCCAGAGGGAAGCUCUGAUGAUGAGCUGCUGGGUGACACUCAGGAGGACUGUGGUGUCCCUGCAGGUGACAAAGCCACCCCAGAGACUGGCAGACAGUCCCGAGGUCCCAUCCCCCUGCCUGGGGAGCUGGAGGAGCUCUCAGAGUGUUCUCCUGCAGCCCAGAGAACCCCAGCUGCUCCAGGAGGAGAGGGAGGAGGUGCUGCUGGUGCUGCUCAGCCCGUGCCACCUGCCAGGGGUGACAUUCACAGUGUCACCAGCCAGGCAGGUGACAAAGCCACCCCAGAGGCUGGCAAACAGUCCCGAGGUCUCAUCCCCCUGCCUGGGGAGCUGGAGGAGCUCUCAGGGAGUUCUCCUGCUGCUCCAGGAGGAGAGGGAGGAGGUGCUGCUGGUGCUGCUCAGCCCCUGCCACCUGCCAGGGGUGACAUUCACAGUGUCACCAGCCAGGCAGGUGACCCAGGCCUAGGUGGGACAUCUCAUUCUGGGGAGAAUCAUCAUGAUUUGGAGAAACACAAAGCAAGGAGAAGUGCAGGGGCUGAGGAAUGUCUGGGACCUGACUUCUCUGAGCUUUCUUUUCCCUCUCCUUCCCUUCCAAGCCCUUCCCAGCCCUGCUCUGCUUCCCCUUCUUCCCCCUCUGACCCCCAAAAUCAUGGAGCAGAGUCUCCUGAAAAGCCAGCAGCCGAGGGCUCCGCAGAUAAAGCAGGAAAUUCGGGGAAGAAGAAGCUCCUGCAGGCAUGGGUUUCACCUUCUGAAACCUUCCCUAAGCCCCCUCAGCAGAGUGGUGAAACCCUGGCUCCCAAGCACAGGCUCCAUCCUGUGAAGCCCAUGAACACCACAGCCCCCAAGUCCCAGAGUAAAAACCUCAAUGUCAUCAGCACCAUGAGUGAAAAGCUGCUGGAGAUGAACGUCCAGAAUUAUCACCCCUCAGACCCUGCCUAUGCCUACGCCCAGCUGACCCACUCCGAGCUGAUCCAGCUGGUUUUGAAACAAAAGGAUACAAUUUCCAAGAGGGAUCUGCAGGUGAGGGAGCUGGAAGAUUACAUCGACAACCUCCUGGUCAGAGUCAUGGAAGAAACCCCAAACAUCCUCAGGGUUUCCAUGGCUGGCAACAAAAAAGCUGGGAAGAUGUAGAAGGUUUGGGGUUUGUUUUUUGGGGGGGGGAAGUUGGUUGAGCCAACGGAGUGGAAUUCCCACUGCUGGGAUUUGGUGUGAAGUUGUGCUCCCCUCUUCCUGCCUUGAGGAAUUCUCUGUGGGAUUCAUCCUGAUGUUCUGCCAGGAGUGGAGUCAGCUCACCAGAUUUGAUUGAUUUGAUUUGAUUUUCUUGGUUUCUUUCCAUUUUUUGGGGGGAAGAUUUCUUCAAGCAGCUGAUCCAAAAGCUGGGAGGGUUUGUGCUGUGUUUUGGAGGAUCUUUUCCCAGAGCAAUUCCUCUUCUUUUCC